Molecule: messenger RNA, 717 nt
Organism: Pseudozyma flocculosa PF-1
Lineage: Eukaryota; Fungi; Basidiomycota; Ustilaginomycetes; Ustilaginales; Ustilaginaceae
Exons: 3
Coding region: 1-717 (238 amino acids)
Source: RefSeq, a predicted model, not a curated record
AUGGCCGCACAGAAGAAGGUCCUCGUCGUCUUCACGUCGCACACCAAGCUCAUUGGCAACGACCACCCGACCGGAUACUACCUGCCCGAGAUCGCCCACCCGUACUACAUCUUCAAGCAGGCCGGCUUCGACCUGGUGGCCGCCUCGCCGGCGGGCGGCAAGGCGCCGCUGGACCAGUCGUCGGUCGAGGCCUUCAAGGGCGAUGCCGACUCGGUCAAGUUCCUCAACGACACCGAGGCGCAGCAGUGGGUCUCAAACACGCUGCAGCUCUCGACGCUCGCGGGAAAGGCCGACGAGUUCGACGCCAUCUUCUACCCGGGCGGCCACGGACCUUGCUUCGACCUGCCCCUCGACGAGACGAGCAAGGACCUCAUCCAGAAGUUCUACGAGUCCGGCAAACCCACCUCGGCCGUCUGCCACGCCCCCGCCGUCUUUACCGACGUCAAACUCUCCGACGGCUCCUACCUGGUAAAGGACCGCAAGAUUACCUGCUUCACCGACGAGGAAGAGGAGCAGGCCGGCCUCACAAAGGCCGUCCCCUGGCUCGUCGAGUCCCGCCUUCGUGAGCGCGGCGCCAUCUUCCAGAAGACGAGCCCGUGGGGCGAAAAGGUCGUCGUCGACGAAAACAACGGAAAGCUCCUCAUCACUGGCCAGAACCCCGCCUCGGCUGCCGGCAUGGCCCGCGAGGUCGUCAAGGCCCUCGUCGUGGGCGCCUGA